CUGCGUUUUCUCUGUCCGCAGGACCCCUACCUUGACGUGCCCGAGGCGUCGACCUACGAGCUGAGCGCGUGCUACAACGUGAGCGUGGACUGCCGCUCGGGCGACAUGGUGGCGCGCAUCAAGACGAGCAAGCUCUUCUCUGGCAAGAUCUACGCCAAGGGCUCGCCCAACUCGUGCGUCCAGGACGUGCAGGGCUCGCUCGACUUCGAGCUGCGCAUGGCCUACGACGACGUCGAGUGCAACGUCAAGCACCAGGGCCUGGGCCGCUACCUCAACGACGUGGUCAUCCAGCACCACGACACGAUCGUCACCAGCUCCGACCUGGGGCUGGCCGUCACCUGCCAGUACGACCUGACCAACAAGAGCGUCUCCAACGAGGUGGACCUUGGCGUGCGCGGCGAGGUCCGACCGGUGCUCACCGAGGAGGUCAACGUCGACUCCCCCAACGUGGCCAUGAAGAUCACCGACCGCCGCGGGAGCGAGGUGCUCCCCGCAGCCGAGGUCGGCGACCCGCUCGCCCUCCGCUUCGAGAUCCUCGACCGCCACUCGCCCUACGAGAUCUUCGUGCGCGAGCUGGUCGCCAUGGACGGCGUCGACUCGUCCGAGAUCGUCCUCAUCGACUCGAACGGCUGCCCGACCGACCACUUCAUCAUGGGCCCGCUCUACAAGUCCGUCGAGUCCGGAAAGGUGCUGCUGUCCUACUUCGAUGCCUUCAAGUUCCCCUCGUCCGAGGUGGUGCAGUUCCGCGCCCUCGUCACCCCGUGCCUGCCCGCCUGCGAGCCCGUGCAGUGCGACACCGAGGACUCAUCCGGCGAGCUCCGCUCGGUCCAGUCCUUCGGCAAGCGGCGCCGGCGCCGCUCCACGUCAUCCACGGCCGUGUCCAACCCGAGCGCGCGCGAGGACCUACUGCUUGUGCAGAGCAUCCGCAUCAUGGACAAGUUCGGCUUCGACCCCAGCAAGCUGGCCGGCAACACAUCAUCGAGCAGCGACACGGUCUUCGUGUCCGAUGACGGGUCGGCGGCCGUGUGCGUCAACCUGGCCGGCGUCGUGGUCGCGGGCAUCGUGUUCCUGGCGGCGCAGCUCGCCGUCAUCGCCAUCUGGACGUGCGUGUGGCAGCGGCGACGGGGCAGCAAGGAGAGCCACCUCGACAGCCUGGACGGCAUGUCCGUCAGCGUAGCCAGCCACCACGGCAGCCACCUGGGCAGCCACCACGGCAGCCACCACGGCAGCCAUCACAGCAGCCACCACGGCAGCCACGUCUCGCGCACCGACUCCCUCUGCAAGCUGUACGACACGGGGUACGCGCGCAGGUUCUAGAACUGAGGUUUCCAUUCCCUGCCUACAUAGACCAAGUACAAACGGCAGGACCAACCACCAUCCCAUAGGCGGGGUGUGCCAUCGACGAAGGACGCGGAUAUUCAAUCAAAAGAAAAUCAACUAAAUGACAAUCCAGCUUUACGACGAGACAAAGGACGCGAAAUCGUGGUUUCAAAGGUGUGCAUGCGUGCAGUGCACUGUGAGUGUGGUGAUCUGCAAGGCGCAGCAAGGCAUGCAUUACCUAUGGGGCGACAGACAGGACGUGAGCUCAGAUAAGAUGCUAAUGUUAUAUGACGAGACGAAUCACAGGUUAAACGGGGUGAGAUAUAGAAUAACACAGUCGAUCCGGCGGGAUUGGGUGUUUCAAAAGGAAAUUUGGGUUAACAACGGUCAUUACAGAAAAGAUGUUUAAGGAUGCACCCUGUAGUAAGAUGCCAUUUAAUUUUACAACUGAUUUAAAUUGCGCCCUUGAGUAUGAUCAGGCUGCAGAAGAUCUAAUACAAUUUCCGAAGUAAAAUUUUAAAAUUCCUCUCAAAUAGAUAAAAUAGACAGUAUUCCAAAAUAAAUGGGAUAUUAGCAGUGAUGAACGCUAGAAUUAAAACAAAAGUGAUUCUUAAUUUUAAAAGGGUUUCAGGAGAGAGGAUCUUGUUAAUGCUUGUGGAAGUCGUGGGAUACAGUACUGCCGAUUAUUUUACUGCAAGGUUGUCGCAAAUUACCCCCUUCUCCACCCUCAAUUUUUUCAUGAGAAUUAAGAGGAUCCCUUCACUGCCCGAAUCCGUAAGAAAAUUAUUUUUAGUGGUGAGAAUGAUGAUUGAAUGCAUGAGCGUGUUCUUCUAAGAAUGUGUCUUCCUACAAGUUAAUACUAUACUCCAUAAGGUUAAAAGAAGUGACUUUAUUUAGAUGUAAAGCACAAUUCUCGAGGAGCAUGUGUUUGUACGAACAACGAAAAUAUCUUAACGACUUCCCACUCCAAGCGGGCUUUGCUGCCAUAAAGAAUUAGCAAAUCUCACCUAUAUGUUUUUGUGAAAAAAGUGUAGUCUGAUUGGAGUGAGUACUUCUGCUUCGGAAGAGGAGAGUACUUCGCGAAGCUUAACUUGGAACUUGAGCUCUCAUGACCGAAUAAUAUAAAUAUAUAAAUAUAUAUAGGUAUACAUAUUUAAGAAAUGUUAUAUUUAAAUAACGAGGUGAGGAUGACCUGUUCGAUUGGUUAUGAAUGAUAUUUAUAUCAGUGAGUCCAUGUGCGAAUGUGUGUGUGAUUGUUUAUCGAGCGUUUGUCCUCUUCUCUAAUCAUCAGGGUCUACAACGAAUCCGAAUGUUGGAUUAAACUUAGUACCCUUACGUAUGUUGUUUUUCUUUUUAAUAAAGUAAAAAACAUUCGCAUUGAAAGACAAAUUAAAAGGAUUCUGGAACUGAACAGCAUUUUAAAGUGUAGGUUCUGACUGUAAAAUGUUUUUUGUGCAUUUUGCGGUCUCAAAUGUAUGUACCUGUGAACCUUCGCGUUCGGCAAAUGCCUCAUGUGAAGAGAGCCUGGUGCGGCAUAAUAUCAAUUUUAAACGUGCCUUCUUGUGUCUACUUAUGUAAUAGUUGUUCGUAACAUUGACGCUUUUCUUUUAAUAAAAAAAGGAACUAAUUUA
Molecule: messenger RNA, 2951 nt
Organism: Frankliniella occidentalis (western flower thrips)
Lineage: Eukaryota; Metazoa; Arthropoda; Insecta; Thysanoptera; Thripidae
Exons: 3
Coding region: 106-1317 (403 amino acids)
Source: RefSeq, a predicted model, not a curated record